GCAUGCACUUUCUAUGAUUGCAUUGCAUGUCAUCAUUUAUUUUAAAUUGUCUUCAUAUAUUCGUAUUAUUUAAUUGACUGCCCACCUAAAGUGACUUCAUUUCAGCUGUUCACUUCAUCAUCAGAGGAUUGUUAUUGAGAAUGAGUUGGCAACUACGGUUGAGUUCAUGACUCGACUUCCACGCCCUCUUACCCUGCUCUACAGCGCUAGCCAUGAGGGGACGGGGUGCAGCCUAGGCCUAUCGUACUCUUUCCUAUUUCUGUUGAGAGUACGUUUCUUCAGCCUAAUCUUUAAAUGUAGAAUGGUGUUGGAGGUUUUGAUUAAGUUGAUGGUUAGUGAAUCCUGUAAUUAGUUACGAUAUCGUGCAAUUAGUAAUCGUAGAUUUAUUUCUCUUAAAAUGUGUUUUAUGGACUAUCUAUUAUCAUCCGGAGUUUAGGAGGACUGUUUUGUUUGUUCGAUUUCUUAUUGAACGAUGACCCUUUUUCUUCAUAAUAGAAUUAAACAUUUGACACGGAGUCCAAUAAGCUCCUAUGUACUAUCUAUCCUCUGUUUCCCAAUCUUGCAAUCCAUGCAACUCAUUAGUUAUGGAAAGUCCAAUAAACAGGCAAUUGUAACCAAUUAACUUAACCAAUUAUAGUGGAUUAUGAUAGUCAGUAAGCAAUAACACAAAUAAGAAACAAACAAACAAAUAUAUAAUUGUGUGCUUAAUUGCUUACAUACCACACUACACUUCAUAUCUCAUUGUGGUGCCUCUCAUUGAUUCAAUAAAAUUUAGUUAGUUUUGUUCUAUUUCAGUCAUAUGUAAGAUAUAUAGUGUGGAAACUUGAGGAACUUUUACCGAUAUUGUUGUCUAGAUUUUUGUUUGGAUGAUUCCAUUAUCUCAUUGGUAUAUUUAUCUAGAUUAUUUUAUCGAUUCUAUGAUUAGAGGUUUGUCCUAAGAUUUUUGGUAUUGUUACUUGUUCAUAACAGGACUGCAGGCAGUCCAGGACACUUUGCAGACGGUCUCUCUGGAAAUUAACAGUGCAUAUGACUAUAUGUUCGAGCAUCCUACUGCUUCUGCUAUUGUGAAGUCGUCCCUCCCAGCUUACCAUCUUCAGUUGAACCGUAGGGUGGGAGACCUCGAGGACCAUAUUUUGGCAGCAGAGACAAUCCAUCCUGUUGACAAUGUCCAUGUUGACCAUCUUGAGCCGCCGCAAGAUAAUCACAAUGUUGCUGAGAACAUUGGAAAUGCUGGUGGAUGAGGUAAUAUAAUUCGUUCAUCCAUUUAGUUGAUUACUUAUUCUUCUAUGUAUUCAUCUUAACUAUGUUUAAUCAUUUUAUCUACUUUCAGCUGCUACGAGACAUAGUAGUGUUGGUGAUAAUGUUCAUGGUCCGGUGAAUAGUGCUGCUAUGUUCAUGGUUUUUUAUUUUCACUCACUCACUCACUCUUAUCUUAUUGUCUUGUUUUCCCCCUGCAACUAUUGAGAAGAACAUUAAAAAUUCCCAUGAAAUAGCGGCUUACAAUUGUUUUCUUUCGAAAGGAGGAUCAGAGCAUUGAGGAAGGCUCUAGCAAUGGCAUCACUAAGCUCAUUAUGACUCUUCAGUUAACUCCAAUCAUUGUUCUUAAAUAAAUAAAUAAAUGUGUC
Messenger RNA from Linum trigynum, 1625 nucleotides. The record is from the annotation of a GenBank genome assembly. Lineage: Eukaryota; Viridiplantae; Streptophyta; Magnoliopsida; Malpighiales; Linaceae.